UAAUAUAAUAAAUGAAUGAAAAAAAAAUACAUAAAAAGAAACUCGUUAGGACCGGAAGUCACCCGAAAUGCUGCAAUCAGUCGGAAACAUGAGGCAGCUGAGUUGAAUUCACCGUCGUAUAUCGGAAACCAAGGCGGCAAACAAUUGGCAGUGAUGGAUUACGCUAGGAAGUCUCUCAACCUUUUGACCCUGUCUUCCUUCUCAAAGUGUGUGACUGCCAGCGUGUCAGCCAGUGCCUCCAUGACCCAGCAGCUUCUGUCACGACGAGCACGUCGGCCAAAACCUUUCCGGGUGACUAAUGCUGACCGCAGUUUAAAGAAGGGCAUCAUGGCAGAUGCGUUAGAAGACCUGAUCAACAAGGUGAGUGACUCAUUAAAUGUGCUGAGUGCCAGUGCCUUGGUGCUGGAUGAAGAUGGCACGGGUGUGGACACGGAAGAGUUCUUUACCACGCUGCCUGAAAACACUGUCCUCAUGGUACUUGAGAAAGGACAGAAGUGGACCCCAUCUCAGAACAGCCACACCAGAGACGAGCUCUGCAAACACAGGCCGCAGCAUCGGACAGAUGUGGCCAGGCUGACCUUUGACCUGUACAAGAACAACCCCAGCGAUUUCAUUGGCUGCUUGAAUGUCAAAGCAACACUGUAUGGCGUUUAUUCCUUGUCCUACGAAGUGCGCUGUUAUGAGGCCAAAAAGAUGUUGAAGGAAGCUUUGCGGUGGACAGUCUUCUCCAUGCAGGCCACCGGCCACAUCCUGCUGGGCUCCUCCUGGUACAUGGAGCAGCUUCUGGAAGAGGAAAGAGAGGAAAGAGCCGAGGAGAGCCUGAUGCUGCACCAGGAGAGCCGAAUCGGCCUGUGUAUGGCAAAGUGGUGUCUGGUGAAGUCGGGCUAAUUGGCCACAGGUCCAGCUGUCUCUCCCCUGCAUCCGUAAUUGUUCCCUGGCUGCCUUUUUCCUGUCAGCUGCAGCCGGCUGGAGUGAGCAAGACAAGACUGUGAGGGCUGGUGGAAGCAAAUGUUACUGAAUGGGAAAACCAUGUUGGCCAUCUUAUCAAACAAAGGGUGCAAAAAGCUGGAAAAAUGAAUGUGUGGAAGUGUAAAGCAGUUUUAUGUUGAGCUACAAAUCUGAAUAAAAUGUGUCAUGUCUUGUGAACUGAUUUCAUCAAAACAA
Messenger RNA from Syngnathoides biaculeatus (alligator pipefish), 1164 nucleotides. RefSeq names its product lipid transferase CIDEC-like. Bases 16 to 888 code for a protein of 290 amino acids. Gene Ontology annotation, biological process: regulation of apoptotic process; apoptotic process. NCBI's taxonomy places the organism in Eukaryota, Metazoa, Chordata, Actinopteri, Syngnathiformes, Syngnathidae. The record is from RefSeq and is a predicted model, not a curated record. The transcript is spliced from 7 exons.